CCAAUUCUUUGUUUCUAUGGUAACGUAAACAGCCUCUCUCUCGGUAAGAGGUCUUUCCAAAGAGUUUUCUGGCCACAACAGAAAAGAUGGAGGAAGAAGCGGUAGCUUCAGACAAUAUUGUAACCGAGUUUGCCACUUACGAAGACUUCUUAGACAGCCAAAUAACACCAUUAGACCUUUAUUAUCUUGAGGAUGAAGAGCUGGCAAGGCAACUGGUAGAGCUUGGUUAUAGAGGAAGUGGAGAGGUGCUGAAAAGAGAGGAAUUUGAAGCAAGAAAACAAGCAGCUGAAGCUAGUCGGCUUUCAAAAAGAAGCCAACAAAAAGUGCUGGCAAGUUCUGGCAAAGACCUAGGUGAUCCAUUCCUUCAGGCACUGGCCCAAAGAGAAGAGGCGAAUAGAAACGGAAAAAUGACAACAAUAAUAUUCAUCAGGGAUAAGAAUGCAAGAGGGCAGGAAAUUUCUGGCUAUAUUGAUUAUGCACACAGACUCAAGACAGAAGAUUUCGAACCCUAUUUUCUGGGAAGAAAAAGAUUGCUUCCAAGGCCGUCAGAUUUAAGUUUCUACAACUGGGAGACACAGAAAUGUACCUCGAAUGCGACACCAAACUACCAGGUUAUAGCUGAAAAUUCAUCUGGUUUAUUGUUCAAGAACAAGCGUGAUCGCAAAAUCCUUAAUGUCGACCCCAAGGCCCAGACACCGGGUGAUAAUUCUGCGAGGAUUGUGAUUGAAUCACCGAAGUACAUUCAGAUUGUCUUGUAUGACCACAUCACAAGGCGAAAAACUUAAAAACAACUGGAACCAAGGCUGUUUCUAUAUGUUUUAUGUAAAUAAUCACUAUGUGUCUCAUGUAAAAUCUGUAUGUCAAAUUAGUCAUUAGCUUCAAGGUAGAAUCUAUUAUUGUAGCUUGUUUUUCAUCUUGUUAAUAUAAAUAGCUUUGUUCUAAAGUCAAAA
Rhopilema esculentum is the source of this 950-nucleotide messenger RNA. Lineage: Eukaryota; Metazoa; Cnidaria; Scyphozoa; Rhizostomeae; Rhizostomatidae. The record is from RefSeq and is a predicted model, not a curated record.